Lucilia cuprina (Australian sheep blowfly) is the source of this 2013-nucleotide messenger RNA. RefSeq names its product protein misato (gene mst). The coding region runs from base 113 to 1831 and encodes 572 amino acids. NCBI's taxonomy places the organism in Eukaryota, Metazoa, Arthropoda, Insecta, Diptera, Calliphoridae. The transcript is spliced from 4 exons. Gene Ontology annotation, biological process: mitochondrion distribution. Gene Ontology annotation, cellular component: cytoplasm. The record is from RefSeq and is a predicted model, not a curated record.
CUAAAACUUGGCAGUACUUUUUAUUAACAUCGCAUUUUAAAAAUUAUAAAUUUCGUUUUGUUGUGUAGCCCGUAAAAAAAUAAUUUUCUUUUAACAAAAUUUCCUUAAAAUAAUGUCCAAUAUACGUGAAAUAUUAACUUUACAAUUUGGUAAUUAUGCCAAUUAUAUAGGAGCUCACUGGUGGAAUAUACAAGAAUCGGGAUUUAGUUAUGACCAAUCUGGGGAACCAGGAGAAAUAUGUCAUGAUGUAUUGUACAGACAAGGAGUAAAUCAUAAUAAACAAACCACCUACACUCCACGUUUGCUGUUGGUGGAUUUGGAAGGUUCCCUCAAACAUUUACCACGUGAGGGAGAACUUUAUGGCAACAGUUUAAAAAGAGGUGGUAUCGAUGAUCUUGCUAAUGCUGAAAAUGUGGCCGAGCAUGAAGCGGUCAAGAAACUUAAAGAAGAUUUAUUUUGGCAACCCAGUGAACUGGAAGUGGUAGCCCAACCAGAAACUUCUAAACAUGAGUUUCAAGCUGAUCUCGAUAAGCCAGAAGUAAGCAUAGAAGAAAAAGAAUAUAAUUUAGCAGAAAAUGUUGAUACUUGGGCUGAUUUUCUCUAUGCACGUUAUCAUCCUCGUACUGUGAAUAUUGUCAAACAAUAUCGUCAUGACAGCGAAAAACAAACUUUGGACACAUUUUCACGCGGCUGUGAACUCUGGCAAACAGAAGAGUUUGAGGAUGAAUUUUGUGAUCGCAUACGUCAGUAUGUGGAGGAAUGUGAUUUCUUGCAAGGUUUCCAAACAUUAUUUGAUUCUUUUAAUGGUUUUUCUGGUUUGGCUACCAAAUGUUUGGAGUAUUUAAAUGAUGAAUAUGGUAAGGCGAAUAUGGCGGUGCCAGUUUAUUCGCCCAAGAAUGCUUUGUAUGAAAAUGCAGAUGAACCCAUGUCCGAUUCAAUACGUGUUGUCAAUAGUCUUUUAACCGUCAACCAACUUAUCGAACAGUCCUCUCUGUUUAUACCACUCAGUACACAAGAUCGUGUAUGGCGUCAACUGGGUUCAUCUCGCGAAUUUCCAUCAUUACAAUAUCAACACGAUAAUCUCUAUCAAACAUCCGCUAUAUUGGCCUCUUAUUUGGAUACUAUUUCAUUACGUUAUCGCCUUAGGAAUGCUCCUCCUACAAACACCCUCUCCGGCUUUUGUGGUGAUCUGACUAAUUAUGGUCGUAAAUUAGCUGCAGCAGCCUUUUCUUUACCUUUCAAUAUGGAAUACAAAAUGGAUCUUAUUGAUUGUUUGGAUAAAUUCGAAGGUUCACUUUUUACACAAUUAACACCGAAUUGUAAGAUAGGCACCAAUUACAUUAUACAAUCUCUAUGCGUAAGAGGAAUACCGGCAGAUCGUUUAAAACGACCACGAGAACAAGCAUCACAAGAACAAAUGCGCAUGGCCGCCUAUCGUUGUGAUUCCGUGUCACAAAUGUUUCAAUUAUAUCUACAGUGUUCUAAUCACAAUAGUAUGGCUCAUGUUACUUCACUACAGGCACCUAUGCCUACACGUAUACCCUAUCCAUGUGAAAUGUUUGAUGAUAACUUAACUACCUCAGGUUUUGUGAAUCCUUAUGAAAAACGUUCAAAGGAGGCGAAAGUUAAUACGGUACCUUGUGUAGCGGCCAUACAAUCGUCUAGUGAAUUGGCUGACACUUUAGAGACUUUACAUCGUGAGGCGAAAAGAAUAAAAAUUGCUAAAUUACAUCGUUUUAAGGCUAGCGGCUUGGAAGAGGAUGACUAUAGUGAAGCUUUGGAAAAUAUACUACAGUUUAAGGAUAACUAUGAAGAUAAUUUUGAAUUAUAGUCUAUAAAGAGAUUAUGACGAAUGAGUACGAGUAUUUAGUGCUGGCUGUAUGGAUAUUUUAAGAUAUUUUGAAAUAUACUUAAAGUGAGUUAUAAUAAAAUUUAAUUUAUUAAUGAUGUAAUAAAAACAUUUGCUUACAAAUGAUAUUUGUAUUAAUAAACGUUUUCAGAUUUCUUUUAAAU